ACACAUCUGGAGAGCGGGUUCGUUAUGAAUUUGAAACAAGCUGCUUCCUUUGGAAGCGGACAGAAUACGUCAUAAUGGCAGCAGUGUUCAUCAGAUGUGUCCGCUCCCCGGAAUGACAUCAGUAAGAUAUAUUUCAAUCACGUGUCAGCGUCCCAGAGACAGUUAAGAGAUGAAGUUGUAACUGGAGAAGCUUCGUCGCUGUUGUUGGACUGAGCAGUCCGUCAACAGCUGGAUGAGGGUUGGAAACAUCUGCAGCGCUUAUUCCGGAAAAUGAAGCAGCAGAUGGAUGAAUUUGCGCCUCCGUUCCUGAAUGGAACAUGUCAGGAAUGAUGCAAGGCAUCACCGGCUGUUCUCCAGUGGAGCACGAGAAUAACCCACUCUGAUAAUUUAGAGUAAAACAACUUUAACGUAGCACCAGGUGGAUCAGACAGGAAUGAGUCGGAUUAAAGAUUCCUCUGAGGAGCUGCGCUCUCUACCGCCAAGACCCCCGAACUUACCUGCAGCACUCCCAAAGAGACGGUUUGUCAGGCUGGGGAGGAAGGCCAGUGAUGGCUCUCAGCACAGUUCAGCUUCAUCCACUGGAAGUUCAUCCACCAGCAGAUCUGCUGAGGGUGUGGCCAUAAGACAGCCCUGCAAAAGCCGCAUUCGUCGGAACACCCACCGCCUCUCAGGUGUCUUUCUCCGCACCCCCACCUCCACCUCCACCUCAGGCUCCAUGGCACUGACUGCAGGACUCAAGUCAUCAUUGUCUGUCCACGCCAGGAAGGGAAGCAUGAUCUCUGCAGAUGCUUUAAUUGCAGAAGACCCAUCUGAGCUGUCCAACCAGAUAACUGCCCCAGGAAUCCUGAAGAUCUUUGGAAAUGAAAUCCUGGAAGGAGCUCACUAUAAAAGCGUCCUCGCCACCACGCACUCCAGUGCAAAAGAGCUUGUCAAAGAGGCCCUUGAACGGUAUGGCCUGAGAAAGGAGGAAGCGGAGUCCUACGUUCUCUGUGACACCAUUGGUUCCAUUAGUAAUCAUCCUUGGAGAACAGAAGGUUUCCGAGUACUGGGCGACCAUGAAAAACCCCUCCUCCUGCAGUCGCUGUGGAAACCCAGAGACGGUUUGGCAAGACGAUUCGAAAUCCAGAAGAGAAGUUCAGUAGAGGAGAAGACAUCCAAAGAGAAGGAUACCAUCACUGCUGGUAUCAAUGCUCAGGCUCGUAAGCUGCAGAAGAGCCGCUCCAGAGUGACCUCCACCCUCAUAGAGAGAACCAUGAGCCGGAGCCAGAAACUGUGGAGGAGCAAAAGUGAGAUGGACCUCUUAGAGACCAAACACGACACAGAUCACGAAAAACGUGUCAAGGAUGAAAGCGAGUGCCUGAAUCAAACGUCAGUGCAAAGCUUUGAGCAUCCAGAACAGAAUCACAUUCACAGCCUUGCAGCUCCCUCCGAGGGGGCCAAAACAGAGACCCUCUGUCCGUCAAAGCCGAGAGGUGAGCAGGAAGGAGAGGAGUCGGAGAGGGAGGAGACGGAGAGCAGCGACGAUAACACCACACAGUACUCUAUUCACCCUCCUCACGACUGUCCAUACCUGCUACUGCUGCAGGGCUACAACCCCGCGCAGGACUUUGUCAUCUACCUCCUUGCCAGCCCAAAUAUUGUUGUCGGUCAACAAAGCAGUCACAAGGAAGGGUCAAAGGCUGAUAUCCUUCUCUAUGCCACUGAUAUUCUUCCGAGACACUGCUACUUCCUUCGCCAAAGCGCGGUUGCAUCCACUGUUCUCUGUCCGUGUCAGGAUGCUGUGGUCACUAAGAAUGGAAAAGGGCUGAGAAAUGAGGAGCCGCUUUGCCCCGGUGAUAUUAUUGGGUUGGGACAGCACUACUUGUUUCUUUUCAAAGACCCUCUAGCUUCAAUGCACAAGGAAGUGAUCAGUGAUGCUCUUGAACCCAGCCUGUCUGCUGCCUCCUGGACUCUAGGUCACACCACCUCUGCAACCACAAGAGAAAAGAUCCUCUGUAGCACCUGCAUCGCCUACCAGAGCCCAAACUGCAAACAGCCCUUGAGCGGAGGGCCUCCAUGUCUAAAAUCACCUGAAGGCCACAGUCUGACUCUUAGCUAUGCAGCUGAAGACGAGGACAUCAUUGUGAAGGAGAUUGUUGCUAUGGGGAGCAGUAGCAGCAUCAGUGAUAGACCACCAUUGACUGUUACAUUCUUGUUGUGCAUGUGUGUUCAGUAUUCAUCAGUUUGUCUUCAAACAUCAGACCUACGCAGGCUCCUGCUGCGUAUUGCAAGUGGAGUUCAGAGUGCCAUGUGGGAGCAGACCAAGGAGCUGGCUGCAGUUCAGCCUGAAGUUCUCAGGGGCGAAGGUUCAAACCCAGAAGACCCCACACUUCUCUGCCUCCAAGAGCUGAUCCCUGGACUGCACCCCCUAGUGGUGUGGAUGUCAAACAGCCUGGAGCUGCUGCAUUUCAUUCAGCACCAGCUGCCUCUUAUCCUGGAGUGGAGAGCCCGAGAAGAGGAGGAACAAAAGGAGGAACCAGAGAGGGAAGAUGAUGAGAGCAAGGAAGUAAAGAACUUGGUAUUGUUAGAGCUUCUGAUGUCCUGCGUCCGUUCAGCCAGUGAAGAGACGAUAGCUGUCCUAGAGGAGGUCAUCAUGCUCGCCUUUCAGCAGUGUGUGUACUACUUCACUAAGGUCCUUUACCCAGUCCUGCCAGGACUUUUGGAUUGCAAUCCGUUCAGGGAAAAUCCUGACCUAAGUACAUCCAGUGAAAGCGCUCAGGUCCUGGGUAGCGGAGGACUGCAGGUCCCUGGGGAGAUCCAGCAGGUGGUGGAGGUCUUGACCGAGUGCCUGACACUAGUCUCAGACUGCCAGGUCCACCCGGAGAUUUCCUCUCAGCUCAUCAGCUACCUCUUCUACUUCAUCAACGCGUCACUCUUCAACUCACUCAUGGAGAGAGGAUCUGAGCCAGGGUUCUAUCAGUGGUCCAGAGGUGUGCGAAUACGAGCCAAUCUUGACCUGCUCCUUGACUGGGCCCAUGCAGCCGGACUGGGAGAAUUAGCCUUGGAGCACACACACACUCUCUCAUCGGCUGUCAAUCUGCUGGCUACGCCUAGAAAGAAUUUACUGCAGAAAACUUGGGUGUCUCUUCGCAUAGACUAUCCUGCCCUGAGUCCAGCCCAACUGAACCAUCUUUUGAGUCUAUAUAGCCCAGCAUCGCCUUGUAGACACACCUGGACUCCUUCAGUGCAGGAACAAGCUGCAGCACGGCAAACAGCUGACAUUCUUGAGAGCUUUGAUACCCACCAUCCACUGGUGCUGCCAGAUGUGGGCUACCAGCUUCAACUGAGAAGAGCAGUAACUGAUUCAGCCCUGAGGAGAGAACUGGACAAGCUCAAAGAGUUUAUUUCCACCUUAAAUCUCUUAACUGCUGAAGACCACAAGGGUGAUGAGAUUCAAAUGGAGGCUAACCUGACUAAUGUAGCUAAUCUUCAAAACAGAAGUCUAGAAACUUUGAAUACAUUACAAGCUGAUUUGAACUUAUUGGAGCCUAGUGACCAAAAUCACCAGUCCCCUUCAAGUACCUUUGCUCCCUUACCACCUUCACCGCCAUCACCAUCAUCACCGUCAUCACCGUCAACACCAUCACCCUUUCCUCUCUUCACCAGCUACCUGGAUGAGUUCAGCUCCUCUGGUGCCAAUAUUUUGUCCCAAAAGCUAAGAAAUCUAGAGCUGCAGACAAGAGAGACUGAGACCAACGAGUCAAGGAGGUCAGUCCUGGACCCCUCCUGCCUCCUCACCCCACCUAACAGUCCCCUCAUACUAGGUCGAACCGAUCAGGUGAAGGAAGACCAAGACAAAUGGAUGAAGUCUGAUGAUGAGACACUUCCCUGGCUCUCUGGUGUAGAUGCACAUGAUGAAGGUGGAUUAGUGUAUCAGUGCUUAGCUGCUCUCAAAGUAGACCGCUUAAAGUCCGAUUGCAGCAAUAUGAAAACACUCGUAGAACUAAAAGAAGAAGAGGAGGAGCAGGGAGAUGAAGAAGAAGCAGAUGAAGAGGUUUUUAGCCUGGAGCUGGAGCGAGGUGAAAGAGGGAUUGGUCUUGCUCUAAUAGACACAAGGGACACCUCUUUGAAGGCGAAGGGCAUCUUCAUUCGUGCAGUGGUCCCAGACUCUCCAGCUGCCCGGUGUGAGAAGCUGUUACCAGGAGACAGGAUCUUGGCUGUUAAUGGAAUCAGCCUUCUUGGACUGGACUACCAAAACGGGAGGGAGCUGAUCCAGUCAUCAGGGGCCAGACUGAGGCUACUCGUGUCCAGAUCAAACUGGAUGGCUAAGAUUAUACAGAAUGAGUGCUGACGCUACAUUUGCUGAGAGACUUGUGACACACCAUCAGCACUUAAAGAUGAUUCUGAGAGUGCUUGGAACUUUCAAGUUAAAGGAUAUGGACAAUUUAAAGAAAAUCUUCAGUCUUCUAUCAGGUUUUAGAUGUUUUGCAGCUUUUUAAUUUACAGUCUGGCAUCAUUAGCCAUUUCUGGGUCCAAGUAUUUCGUCACUUCAAAAGAAACAAACGAGCAUUGCGGCACUACUGGGAGUAAAAAACAUGGCUGUUCUCCCAGGGUUUUUUUUUUUUUUACCAUUUACACAUUUACCAUUCAGACAUCCAUGACAAAGAAGAUUUAUGAGGUUGUAACCAGGAAGUAAGUAAGUUAGCUAGAUAGUUGACAUGUUGAUAGUUGAUAUACCACACUCUGAUUCAAAUAUAUUUUUAAAAACACAACAACAAACAAAAAAUUAACAUGUAGACCACUGUCCCCAGUGUUAGGAGGGUUAGUGAAGUGAGGCUUGUUGACAUUUGAUGAUCUGCUACUUAUGAUGAGAAAGCACAUAUAAACAUAUCAACACAGUGAAGAUGUAGGAUGUGGAUUCAGUUGUUCUUAUUGUACAUGUCAAAGAGAAGGCUCUGAAAAUGGACAAAACUUCAGUCAAGAGAACAUCUGAAAUGAGACCAUCUACAACAUCAUAAUUAUGUUACUGGAUGGUCUGGAUUUCUUGCCAUGAACAAGUUCUGAAUACUUUGGAAAACCUUUUUUUUUUUUCUAAUUGUAUAUGUUUUGGCCUUUCAUUCACAUGUCUCUUUUUUUGCAUUUAUAUAUGGACAAGAAAAACAAAGAUUUUGUCAUGCAAUGUCAAAGUUGUACACCUUUUUGAUGACAAAUUGUGCUAAUGUUUGUAGGUUUUCUGUAAACAGGAUUAUGUCACCGCAGCAUACGUGGAGGAAAAAACAAAAGCAGAAAACCCCUGUUUUUUAAAAAAAAAUAAAAUA
Molecule: messenger RNA, 5297 nt
Organism: Oreochromis aureus
Lineage: Eukaryota; Metazoa; Chordata; Actinopteri; Cichliformes; Cichlidae
Gene: radil2b
Product: ras-associating and dilute domain-containing protein
Exons: 18
Coding region: 434-4330 (1298 amino acids)
Biological process (GO): signal transduction; neural crest cell migration; substrate adhesion-dependent cell spreading
Cellular component (GO): microtubule
Molecular function (GO): GTPase binding
Source: RefSeq, a predicted model, not a curated record